AUGGCAAAGCAUAAUUCCCAUGUGAUUGCUCUAUUGUUCAUGGUAGACAUGUCAUCCAUUGUCCUCGGAGCAUACAACGUUCUUCUUGGUGCAUAUUAUGGACUUGAGAGUAACAACCUCCCAACACCAUGGAAGGUGAUGCAACUCUGUGAAAAAUACAACAUUCGUCGCAUUCGGAUUGAUGAACCAAAUCUCGAUGUUAUCGAAUCGUUUCGUGGCACGAAUAUCGAAGUCUCUUUUGGCGUAUCGAACGGGUUGAUAACAAACAUGGCGACCAAUCACACGGCAGUGGAGGAGUGGUUUGCCAACUACAUUGCACCAUUCAUCGACGAUUUAACCAUCAACUACAUCGUUGUUGGUGACAAGGCCGUACCUGGACUAGACGACAGCAUAUUGCCUGUCAUGAAAUCCCUUCAAGAUCUCCUCAAUCGUCGUUUCCUCGGACAAGUGAAAAUCACCACGUUGGUUGGAUUAUCCGCUUUGGGGGUUAAAGCCCCUCCCUCUAGUGGCGCUUUUGACCCAAACGUUUUUGAGAACAUGAGAGGAAUCCUUCAGUUCUUAUGGGGACAAGGGUCGCCUUUGAUGCUUAGUUUAAAUCCCUAUGAAGCAUAUGCUUAUAAUAAUAUAAGUUUGGGUUAUGCAACAUUCACUCCCCAAUUAGAACAAAAUCCCCCAAUACGAAUUGAUGGGAACUUAAGUUAUAACAAUCUGUUUGAUGAAGUGGUGGAUGCUUUCUAUGCCGCAAUCGAUAAGGCAAGUGUCGGACAUGUCGCCAUUGCAAUUGGGGAAACAGGGUGGCCGACCAACGGUGGGAAUGAUGGUGCAAGCCCAAAGCUUGCAGCUACAUACAAUAUAAACUUUAAGAAUCAUAUUAGCUCUGGGAAGGGGACACCAAUGAAGCCAAAUAUUUAUAUUGAAGGAUUCAUCAAAAGUUUAUUCAACGAGAAUGAAAAACCUGAAGGGGAGUCACGAUUUUAUGGUAUGUUCAAUGUUGAUUCCACACCUAUUUAUUCGCCUGUGUUUUAA
Cucumis melo (muskmelon) is the source of this 1026-nucleotide messenger RNA. RefSeq names its product probable glucan endo-1,3-beta-glucosidase BG4. Gene Ontology annotation, biological process: carbohydrate metabolic process. Gene Ontology annotation, cellular component: plasma membrane. Gene Ontology annotation, molecular function: hydrolase activity, hydrolyzing O-glycosyl compounds. The coding region runs from base 1 to 1026 and encodes 341 amino acids. The transcript has a single exon. Lineage: Eukaryota; Viridiplantae; Streptophyta; Magnoliopsida; Cucurbitales; Cucurbitaceae. The record is from RefSeq and is a predicted model, not a curated record.